AUGGCGUUAGCUGCACUUAAACAACAACUGAAGCACCAAAUCCAAUCUAUGGUGGAUGAGGGUAUUUUAGUAGAGCAACAGUUUGCUCAAGUUCAAGAGUUGAAAAAUUCAGACAAUCCUAACUUUGUUUCCAAAGUGCUCAACGAUUUCUGUGACGGGGCGGAGCAAACGAUAACCAAUCUGAAUAAGCUUCUCUCUGAAGAACAAAUUGAAUUUGACGAGUUGAAUGCUAGCAUACAUCUUUUAAAGGGAAGUAGCUCCAGCAUUGGAGCUUCUCAAGUGCGUCUUGCUACUAUUGAACUUAAUAAAGCUGUUGAUGAAAAAAGCAAGGAAAGGUCCUUGGAGGCCUUGAGGAAAGUCACACAUGAGUACCUGAGGAUACAGUACAAAUUGCAGACCAUUAUUCAGCUGGAGAACAAGAUCUAUGAUGUUGAAUCCAAGGCACUUAAAAUUGAUGCAAAUUGUGCAGCAGGGACUUCAUAUUCAAAACAUAUUUGA
Molecule: messenger RNA, 498 nt
Organism: Argentina anserina (silverweed cinquefoil)
Lineage: Eukaryota; Viridiplantae; Streptophyta; Magnoliopsida; Rosales; Rosaceae
Product: histidine-containing phosphotransfer protein 2-like
Exons: 6
Coding region: 1-498 (165 amino acids)
Biological process (GO): phosphorylation; phosphorelay signal transduction system; cytokinin-activated signaling pathway
Cellular component (GO): nucleus; cytoplasm
Molecular function (GO): protein histidine kinase binding; histidine phosphotransfer kinase activity
Source: RefSeq, a predicted model, not a curated record